This is a messenger RNA of Punica granatum (pomegranate), 2070 nucleotides long. The record is from RefSeq and is a predicted model, not a curated record. NCBI's taxonomy places the organism in Eukaryota, Viridiplantae, Streptophyta, Magnoliopsida, Myrtales, Lythraceae.
CCACAUCUCAGAGAGAGAGAGAGAGAGAGAGUUGAGACUUCGCCUUCAACUUCAGCUCUCUCCACUUCACACCAAACUCAUCGUCUCUUCUCCCGAUCCGCCAUUGUUAUCCUCUAUCUCUCUCUCUCUCUGUAGCUGUGGUUUUCAAUGACUCGGCUCCGGGGAACGGCCGUCUCUGCUCUGCUGCUCCUCCUGGCUUGGCGCCUCGUCGUCACCGAAGGGUCCGUCCACGAGUACAUAGGGGAGAGGUUCGUCAGCCGGGGGAACGCCUUCGUCGUCCACGGCGGCAGCGAGGGGAUCGUCGCUGCCUCCCCUGACAAGAACGAGACCUCAUACAUCAGGUUUGAUAAAGUUGCGUUCUGGAGGCCCAAGGGAAAUGCAAACUUUACUUCGGGGUCAGUGCAGGCUGUUGUUUUCGAGGUGGAAGACAGAGAGACCAUCGGAGGUUCGGCCUACGGGGGUCAGAGAGAAGUCUGUUGCACGGCCGAUCUUGCGAAGCUGGGUGUUUGCACGCAGGGACAAAUCAUUCGCCGCCCGUCUUCGAAGGACCCAGAUUGGCCCAGGGUGUUUGGCGUCUCAUUCCACAAGAAUAAAGUAGUUGCGAGGAUGACGGAGACACAGAUACCUAUCACUAGAACCGGCAUGUACAACUUGUAUUUUAUCCAUUGUGACCCUAAUCUCAGAGAGUUAGCUCUUGCGGGGAAGACUGUCUGGAAGAACCCUACUGGUUACCUGCCGGGUCGAAUGGCUCCACUCAUGAACUUCUAUCGGUUCAUGUCUCUUGCUUUUGUGAUCCUCGCAGUUUUCUGGUUCUCUCAGUACGCACGAUUCUGGAAAGAAAUUCUUCAAUUGCAAAACUGUAUAUCCCUGGUUGUGAUUCUCGGCCUGUUUGAGAUGUUAAUGUGGUACUUUGACUAUGCUGCAUUCAAUCAGACUGGAAUCAGGCCUACUUGGAUCACUGUAUGGGCCGUUACUUUCGGCACAGUUAAACGGACCAUAUCACGCCUUAUCAUCCUAAUUGUGGCAAUGGGCUAUGGUGUUGUGAGACCCACUCUUGGCGGGCUUACCUCGAAAGUCAUCAUGGUGGGGCUGACUUUCUUUUUGGCUUCUGAAGCUCUUGAAUUGGUAGAAAAUGUUGGCGCAGUCAACGAUGUUUCGGGAAAGGCUAGAUUGUUUCUGGUGCUUCCUGUGGCAUUUCUGGAUGCCUUUUUCAUUCUCUGGAUAUUCACUUCUCUCAAUGCUACUCUGAGUAAGCUUCAGGUCAAAAGGAUGACUGUGAAACUGGAUAUCUACAGAAAGUUCACUAAUGCCUUAGCAGUUGCCGUGGUUCUUUCUGUAUUUUGGAUAUGUUAUGAGCUUUACUUUAAGGCCAAUGAUGUUUACAACGAGCGGUGGCAAAAUGCAUGGAUCAUCCCGGCAUUCUGGCAAGUUCUGUCGUUCUCCCUUUUGUGCAUCAUUUGUAUCCUCUGGGCACCUUCUCAGAACUCUAUGCGGUAUGCUUAUUCUGAGGAAUUGGGUGAAGAGUUUGAGAAGGACGAGACAAACAUGACCCAGAUCAAACCGUACUUAUCGACCCCUGAUGAAGAUGAAACUAGAGCUUUGAAGGGCAGUGAUGGAGAGUUUGACAACGACAUGGAAGAAGACAAGACUGAGUGAACUAGGGGCUUAUCUUGUAUCACAGUUAUCAUCAAUGAACAGGUAGAAAUCCCGCAAUUUGCUCUAGAGAAUUCUGCCCUGGAAUCACCGCCCACUGGGUGUCGGUUAGGUCAUAAUCAUGACACUAUAUUGGUUCGUGGAGGAUCAGUGCGAGGCGGUGGAUCAAAUUUCGCUGUUAGAUCAACACCUGCGAGUUGGGGUCUUCGCAAGAAAUACAUUCUUUUCUUCGCCUAAUGUAUUUGUGUUGAUUUUAGUUGUGUGAUUAGUGCCUACGUAGAUAUUAAUAUUGAUUCCAUUGUGCUUUUACUUCAUUGUAGGUGAAAUUCUUAAGAUUGUUGCAUAUGAUCGUAUAUGUGAUACUAGCAAUCAUUUUUAUCAAGAGGAAAGGGGAACUAAAUGUUAUCUCUGUCUUAA